AAACUAUGUUGUUUUCAUUGCAUUAGUCAGGACGGUUAGGAUUCCACCGUAGAGUGCCGCGGACCCCCUGCAUAAGAUAAGUAGGGUUAGUUGGUGGGUAAGCAAAGAACUGUUUUUUGAGAAGGUAUGGGCCAUAAAGAGUCUAAGGAAAGGAGGCUCUUUAUAGAUGUGAUACAGAAUGUGUUUACAAAAAAAGGGGUAAAGGUAUCCUCUCAACAAAUUGCUCGGUUUUUACAUUUUGUUAAAAAACUGUCCCCCUGGGUCCCUGAGGAAGGAACUGUUAAUAUAGAUACCUGGAAUAAAGUUGGGGACGAUAUUAGACAAUGUCCUCAAAAAAUCCUGGUCGAAAUUCUCUCUCUAUUGACCAUUAUAAAGGGGGCAUUAGACACCUCAAAAGAGACUUCCGGAGUCUUCAAGCCCAGCGCCCCCAAAAUGAUAAUAAAGUGGACUCAGGGACUGUCCCCGAUUCCACCACUAUGAAGGUUUCAAAUUUAACAUCAAACAAUUGGGCUUUCCCUGUUCAGACUACAGGGACUUUCCCUCCAUCUGGGCCGCUUCCUCCCAUGCCACAUUCAAAAGGAGUGGGGCUCAAAGCCGCCGUUAGGGGGGCGGAAAAGGAGGGAGAUACAGAUUUUGUGUGCUGCUUCCCCGUUGCUCUUGGGGGAGAAUUUGAUGAGGACCCUUCUUGGGAACCUCUUCCCUAUAAGAUUAUUAAGGAACUAAAAACUGCCUGUACCGAAUAUGGGCCACUUGCACCCUACACACUUACAUUGCUAGAAACCCUAAUAUCUCGCUGGAUGACACCGUAUGACCGGAUUCAGGUCGCAAAAGCCUGUCUGUCAGGAGGCCAAUAUCUGCUAUGGAAAGCGGAAUAUGAUGACCUCGCUAGAAAAAGAGCAGCCAUAAAUAAAAGGACAAAUAGGAGAGACAUUACCCUCGAUAAACUCCUAGGCAAGGGUGAUUUUGACACUGCUCAAGAUCAAAUGUAUCUUAACAAGGUCACCUUACAGCAGACACUGAUUGUGCCUUUAACGCAUGGAGAGCUUUGCCAAUUGCAACAGGCAGGGCUGCUACCUUGGGAGAAAUCCGACAACGAUAGGAUGAAAGCUAUGAGGAUUUUGUGUCUAGACUCAUACAAGUUGUUAGAAGAGUGAUAACUAACAAUGAGGCAGUGGACAUUCUCAUUAAACAACUAGCAUUGGAAAAUGCCUAUUCUACCUGCCAGUCUUUAUUACGACCCAUAAGAAAAACGGGUACCUUAACUGAUUAUGUCAAACAAUGUGCAGAUGUAAGUCCUACCUUUAUCCAGGGCGUGGCUAUCGCAGCAGCUUCAAAGGGAGAAACAUACCCUCAAUAUGUCAGGUCCUUAGGGCAGU
This is a messenger RNA of Hyaena hyaena (striped hyena), 1376 nucleotides long. RefSeq lists its product as uncharacterized. The record is from RefSeq and is a predicted model, not a curated record. Lineage: Eukaryota; Metazoa; Chordata; Mammalia; Carnivora; Hyaenidae. Gene Ontology annotation, biological process: viral process. The transcript is spliced from 2 exons. The coding region runs from base 324 to 1154 and encodes 276 amino acids.